Osmerus eperlanus (European smelt) is the source of this 10075-nucleotide messenger RNA. Its product is annotated as utrophin-like. Lineage: Eukaryota; Metazoa; Chordata; Actinopteri; Osmeriformes; Osmeridae. Gene Ontology annotation, cellular component: plasma membrane. The record is from RefSeq and is a predicted model, not a curated record. Gene Ontology annotation, biological process: synaptic signaling. Gene Ontology annotation, molecular function: protein binding; zinc ion binding.
UUUGCUACUUGCUUCCUGUCGUUGGAGCGUUGGGCUCACAGUGGGGGAGAUGGCAGAGCGCAGCUUCAAGCUGAGAGAUGAGCAUGAUGCGGUACAGAAGAAAACCUUCACCAAAUGGAUAAAUGCACAGUUCUCCAAGACAGGGAAGUCACCUAUCAAGGACAUGUUCUGUGACCUGAAGGAUGGCAAGAAGCUGCUAGAACUGCUGGAGGGGCUUACAGGAAGUGUUCUGACCAAAGAGCGGGGGUCCACCAGAGUAAACGCCCUCAACAACGUCAACAAGGUUCUCCAGGUCCUGCACCAGAACAAUGUGGACCUGGUGAACAUAGGAGGAAGUGACAUCGUGGAUGGGAACCAUAAACUGACCCUGGGCCUCAUUUGGAGUAUCAUUCUUCACUGGCAGGUGAAGGACAUCAUGAAGGACAUCAUGUCCAACCUGCAGCAGACCAACAGCGAGAAGAUUCUGCUGAGCUGGGUGCGUCAGUGCACGCGCUCGCAGACGGAAGUCAACGUGCUCAACUUCACCAGCAGCUGGGCGGAUGGCCUCGCCUUCAACGCCAUCCUGCACCGCUUCAGGCCCGACGUGUUCAGCUGGGAGAAGGUUCUGGGCCUCAGCCCGGUCGAGAGGCUGGACCAUGCCUUCACUGUAGCUAAAGACCAGCUGGCCAUCGAACGGCUACUGGAUCCUGAAGAUGUGGCGGUGCAGUCACCCGAUAAGAAGUCCAUCAUCAUGUACGUGACGUCGCUGUUCGCCGUCUUGCCCAGGGACGUGACCAUGGAGGCCAUCCGGGAGGUGGAGACUCUGCCUCGCCGCUACAAGGCGGACGUGGACCACAGCCCAGGCCUUGGUCCACAGGUCGUGGGCGGGGGCGGGGCCACGGCGGAGGAGGCGGGAGGGGGCAGCCCCCGCCGUGCGGAGCCCCCCGGUACGCUGCCGGAGGCGGAGGAGAUGGAGGUGGAGGUGGACCUGGACAGCUACCAGAGCACCCUGGAGGAGGUGCUGACGUGGCUGCUGUCAGCCGAGGACACGCUGCAGGUGCAGGAGGAGGUGUCGGAGGACGUGGAGGAGGUCAAGGAGCAGUUCCACAUGCACGAGGCCUUCAUGAUGGAGCUGACGGCACACCAGAGCAGCGUGGGGAAUGUGCUGCAGGCCGGCAACCAGCUCAUUGCCCAGGGCAACCUGACGGAGGAGGAGGAGGAGGAGAUCAGGGAGCAGAUGACUCUGCUGAACUCCCGCUGGGAGAGCCUCCGUGUGGCCAGCAUGGACCGGCAGGCCAGGCUCCACGAGGUUCUGAUGGACCUACAGCAGCAGCAGUUGCAACAGCUCUCUGAUUGGCUGACACUAACAGAGGAGCGAAUCAAAAAGAUGGAGACAACGCCCACAGUGGGAGACAUGGAGGGCUACAAGGCCCAGAUAGAGCAACACAAAGAGCUGCAGAAUGACCUGGAGGCAGAGCAGGUGAAGGUGAACUCUCUGACUCACAUGGUGGUGGUGGUGGAUGAGAACAGUGGGGAGAGCGCCACCGCUGCCCUGGAGGACCAGCUGCAGUCUUUGGGUGAGAGAUGGGCGGCCGUCUGUCGCUGGACGGAGGAGAGGUGGAACAAGCUGCAGGAUGUGCUCAUGGUGUGGCAGCAACUGCUGGAGGACCAGAGUCUGUUCAGAGUGUGGCUGGCGGAGAAAGAGGCGGACCUGGGUGAAGUUCAGACCGGCGACUUUAAAGACCCGGGCGAAAUGAACGCUAACGUCCGCAGAUUAGCCAUCCUGAAGGAGGACAUGGAAAGGAAGAGGAGAACGCUGGAUCAGCUGUCGGACGCUGGACAGGAUGUGAUGUCACUGCUGCGGAAUGCGGAGGCGGGGUCCAAAAUUGAGGGUGACACGGAGGAGCUAGCCCAGAGAUGGGAUAACCUUGUACAGAGGCUGGAGGACUACUCCUACAAGGUGACAGAGGCCGUUACCAGUGCCGGGAUGACACAAGUUAUGGAGCGCGUUGUCGUGGACACGGUCACUCUGACGGCAACUAAGGAAGUGUUUGACGACCAGGAUCUUGCCCCGCCAGCUCCCCCCAAGAAACGUCUAGUGGAGACGGACUUGGAAGUCCGGAGAGUGCUGGAGAGCAACCUGUCUGGUGUACUGAGCUGGAUGAGCAUGUGGAAGUCGUCAGCUCAGGCCUUGGCCUCCACACACCCCGACACUGCAGGAGAAACAUCUGAUCUGCAGGACCAACUACAGGCCUUGGAGGCGGAGCUGUCGGCAAAGGAGGCCCAUGUUGGUCAGGUGACCCAGGGAGGGCGGAGCCUGCUGGAACAACUUGAGAGAGAGGGCGUGUGCGUGGACACGGUGCGCUCCGACGUGGACAGCGCCCAGACGGAGUGGGAGGCGUGUGCGAGGGAGCUGCAGGCGGCCAGGGAGCGGGUCCGGCUGCAGACCCGGAUCAGGACCGCCUCGUCUCAGCUGGCUGAGCUGGACCGGGCCCUGGGCCGGCACGACCUGUGGCUCAGCGGCACGUCGACGAGCCGAGGAAGCGACGAGGCCGAGCUCCGAGCCUUGAGUUCAGAGUGCCAGUCACAGUUGGCCCAACUGGCUGCUCUGAGCCCACAAUUGGAGGAUCUCUCAACGGAGGCGGGCUCCCUGGGAGCCACGUCCACCCUCAGAGACCAGCUGGUGGUGGUGACAGCCCACCAGGCCUCCACCCUGCAGCAGGUCCAGAGACGGGAGCAGGAGGUCGACGCAGCCCUGGCAAGCCUCCAGUCUACGGCAGCCCAGGUGCCCACGGUGCCUCCUGCACCCAGCCUGGUGGAGGGGCUGGAGGCCAGACUGGGCACCCUGAAAGAGGGCAUCGUGGACGUGCCAACAGCAGAGGGGGCGGUAGAGGGGGCACAGGCUCUGUGCAUAGAGAUUGAGCAGACGCAGCAGGCCUCGGAUCCGGAAGAACUCCAAAGAUGGAGUCAGCUGUCCUCCAGGGCCCGGGAGGAGCUGGGCACGCUGCAGUGCAUCCUGGGAAGCCUAAAGGACAAUCAGGUGCGUGUGGCGGAGGUGGAGCGAUGGCUAGACGCUGUACAGGAACUGAUGUCACGGGAUGCUACAGGUCAAGGAGAUGCAGAAAGACUACAGGAAGAGCUUAACCAGUGCAAGGAGUAUGUGGGGGAGAUGGAGGUGGUGGAGAGUGCUUUGAAGCAGAUGGGAGAGAAUGUGUUGGCGGUGCAGGGGACUGCAGUACCCAGCCUGGCCCAGUGGGGGCAGCCUCAGCUGGAGGAGAGCCAGGCCAGAUGGGAGAUGUUAAGUAAACAGUUGCUGAGCCACCAGGAGUGUGUGGCAGAGAGCCAGGAGAAGCAGGUGAACCUGAGGAAGGACUUGGCAGAGAUGCAGGAGUGGAUGACCCAAGUGGAUGAAGAGUUCCUCAUGAGAGACUUUGAGUACAAGAGCCCUGAGGAGCUGGAGGGAGCACUGGAAGAGAUGAAGAGAGCUAAAGAGGAUGUGUUGCAGAAGGAGGUGAGAGUGAAGAUUCUGAAGGACAGCAUUAACAUGCAGGUGGCCAAGACUCCCCCUGCUGGCCAGGACCUGAUAGAGCAGCUGGCCGGCGUGCUGGCUAACUACCAGAAACUCUGCCACCGCUUCCAGAGCAAGUGUCACACUCUGGAGGAGGUGUGGUCCUGCUGGAUGGAGCUACUCCAGUACCUGGAGGUGGAGCAGGGCUGGCUCAACUCUCUGGAGGAGAAGAUCCACACCACUGAGAAGCUGCCAGAGAGCCCUGAGGCUGUCAACCAGGCACUGGAGUCUCUGGAGGGUGUGUUGCGUCACCCCGGGGACAACAGGACUCAGAUCAGAGAGCUGGGCCACACUCUGAUCGACGGGGGCAUCCUGGAUGAGCUCAUCAGCGAGAAGCUGGAGAGUUUCAACACCCGCUACGACCAGCUCAGCCAACAGGCUGUGAGCAGACAGGUGAGUCUGGAGCAGCACCUCCAGGUUCUGAAGGAGAACGAGCUGGCCCUCCAGAGCCUGCAGGACUCCCUCACCCUGCUGGACCAGACGCUCACCUCCUACCUCACCGAGCGCCUCGACGCCUUCCAGCUGCCGCAAGAGGCCCAGGCUGUUGGCACAGAGAUCGCCGCCCACGAGGUGACGGUGGAGGAGCUGAGGAGGAAGAACGUGGCCAACCUGGCCCCCGCCUCCCCUGAGGGCAAGGCCCCCCGCGCAGGCACCAUGCUGGACCAGCUACAGAGGAAGCUGAGAGAGAUCUCCACCAAGUUCCAGCUGUUCCAGAAGCCGGCCAACUUCGAGCAGCGCAUGCUGGACUGUAAGAGGGUUCUGGACGGCGCCAAGGCGGAACUGCACGUUCUCGACGUCAGCGAGGUGGAACCGGAGAAGAUCCAAGAACGCCUCAGCGGCUGCAUGAAGCUGUACAAGGUGCUGAGUGAGGUGAAGCUGGAGGUGGAGACGGUGAUCAAGACCGGCCGGCAGAUCGUCCAGAAGCAGCAGACUGAGAACCCUAAGGGCAUGGACGAACAACUGACCGCUCUCAAACUUCUGUACAACGACCUGGGAGCACAGGUGACGGAGGGGAAGCAGGACCUGGAGAAGGCUCUGUCUCUGUCCCAGACGUUCCAGAAGGACAGCGCCGCCCUGCAGGACUGGCUGACCACCAACCAGGCCCUGCUGCAGCAGAAGAACUCCUCAGGAGACAUGCCGGCUGACAUCGACGCCGAGAUCGCCUGGGCCAACGGCCUACUGAAGGAGUCGGAGCGGAGCAAGGCCGAGCUGGCCUCCCUGGUGGAGAGCGGCGCAGGGCUGCAGAGCCUGGUGGAGGGGAGCGAGGGCCAGCUGGAGGACAGGCUGGGCGAGCUGGAGAAGGGCUGGGGCCUCGUACGCACCUGGACCGAGGACUGGCUCAGCGCCAUCCUGAGCCACCAGAAUGAGGUGGAGAUCUUUGAUGAGAACCUGGCCCACAUCAGCACCUGGCUGUACCAGACCCAGAUCACCCUGGAUGAGAGCGAGAAGCUGUCCAGCCCAGACAGAGAGAGGCUGCUCAAGAGGGUGCUGGCAGAGCUGGAGGACAUCAGCCAGCGUGUGGACAGUGUGAGGGACCAGGCCAUCAUCCUGAUGAGCAGCCGGGGGCCAGCAUGCAGAGACGUGGUGGAGCCCAAACUGGCCGAGCUCAACCGCAACUACGACAAGGUCUCCCAGCACAUCAGAGCUGCCAAGAUGUCCACCAGUGUGGAGCCUGGAACUGGACAGCUGAGUGAACAGAUGGUCCAGACCCAGACCCAGAACCUGGUCCAGACCCAGGCCCCAGCCCAGACAGAGGCCCCGGUCCAGACAGAGGCCCUGGUCCAGACCCAGGUCCAAGGGGAGGCAGGCCUCCUCCUCCCUGGCCUGCAGCAGGCCUUGCUGGGAGAGCUGCAGGACACACUGAGGACCCUGGAGCUCCAGGAAGACCUCGCUCACACACUGGAUGAUGACAAGAUGGAUGAGGAGAAGGCGGGCGUGGAGGAGAUGUUGAGGAGAGGAGAGGAGGUGCUCCUGCAGACGCCUGACGAGGAGCAGAGGGAGGAGCUGAGGCUCACCCUGCUGAGGCUGCGGACUCGGUACACUGCUCAGAGGGAGCUGAGGGUGCUGAGAAGCCGUCCGGUAGAUGUUGCCAUGGACGACUCCUCUUCCUCAUUCAGCUUCACAGAGCAGACUGCAGUACUGUCAGGAGAGGGGGAGCCAGGGGAGAAGGCAGCCUGCGUCAGUCCGUCAGACUACCUGUUGGACAUCAACAAGGUGCUGCUGGCUAUGGCUGACAACGAGCUGCUGCUCAACUCCUCCGAGCUCAGCAGUGGUCUGUACGAAGACUUCUCCAGCCAGGAGGACACACUGAGGGGUAUAAAGGAGAGUCUGGAUCAGCUUGGGGAGCAGGUGGCCGUCAUCCAUGAGCGUCAGCCCGAUGUCAUCCAGGAGGCGUCGCCCGGCGAGGUGGCACAGAUCGGCGACGCCCUCACCCAGCUCAACGCCGAGUGGGACCGCCUCAACCGCAUGUACAACCACCGCAAAGGGAGCUUCGACCGUGCGGUGGAGGAGUGGAGGCAGUUCCACUGUGACAUGGCCGACCUGGGCCAGUGGCUGAAAGACACAGAGCAGCAGCUGUCUGAGGCGGGAGCGCACACACACCUGGACCUGGACUCUGCCUGGGCACAGCAGGCGGAGAAAAUGGAGGGCCUGGCCAGCCACCAGCCUGUCCUGGUGGGGUUGACCCACACCGGGGAGAGGAUCAUCGGGCAGCUGUCGACCCCAGACGGGCCCCUGCUUGAGGACAAGGCUGGGGCCUUGAGCCAGCGAUGGAGGGAUGUCAACAGACAGGUCAUGGACAGGAAGCGCAGGCUGGCAGGAGGAGACCUGGCUCUGUCAGACCUGGUGAGGAGGAUCGAGCUGGCUCUGUGGCUGGAGCAGGCAGAGUCUGCCGUCAGCUCGUUACCCAGCCCUCCCUCUGACAAGAACCUCCGCCAGCUCAAGGCCUUAGCGGAUGAGAUGGAGUAUCAGGACGAGAGCCUGGGUUGCUAUGAACAAGAAUGCCCCUCAUCUUCUGGCCAAUCCCAGCUGUGAGCCCCCAGGAGAGAGAGCAGACACGUCAGCAGGCUGAGGGGCAUCAACCUGAACUGGAGCAGGGUGACCCGUGGUUUGUCAGAGCAGGUGGUGGAGGUGGAGGGGAGGAGCCACGGUCCGUUCCACGACAAAAUGGACCGUCUGACCGACUGGAUCCUGCUCACCCAGAAGAACCUCAGCACCAGGACCCUCAGCCCCGGCCGAGAGCCAGGUACCACCUUAUGUUAUACCCAUGUGUCACUCCUCUAUUCUCCUUCCCGGCUGAUUGGUUCUCUCCCUCCGCUCUGCUUCUCUCCCCCCUCCUCCCUGCAUCCGCCUGCAGCAGACCUGAACAACGUGAGGUUCUCUGCCUACAGGACGGCCAUGAAGAUCCGCCGGCUACAGAAAGCACUGUGCUUGGACCUGCUGGACCUGAGCGUGGCCCAGAACACCUUCGAGCAGCACAAGCUCACCCAGAAUCCCCAGCUGCUGACGGUGCCGGAGGUCAUCAACGUGCUGACGUCCAUCUACGACGGGCUGGAGCAGCAGCACAAGGACCUGGUCAACGUGCCGCUGUGCGUCGACAUGUGCCUCAACUGGCUGCUGAACGUCUACGACACUGGUCGAAGCGGCAAGAUCCGUGUCCUGUCCAUGAAGCUAGGACUGCUGUCCCUCUCCAAGGGACACCUGGAGGACAAGUACAAAUACUUGUUCAGUCAGGUGGCGUCGCCGGGAGACACGUGUGACCAGAGGCAGCUGGGUCUGUUGCUGCACGACGCCAUCCAGAUACCACGGCAACUAGGGGAGGUGGCGGCCUUCGGUGGCAGCAACAUAGAACCCAGCGUCCGGAGCUGCUUCCAACAUGUGACCAAUAAGGUGGAGCUGGAGCCCAGGCAGUUUGUGGAUUGGAUGAGGCUGGAGCCCCAGUCCAUGGUGUGGCUCCCUGUUCUCCACAGGGUGGCGGCCGCGGAGACAGCCAAGCACCAGGCCAAGUGUAACAUCUGCAAGGAGUGUCCCAUCGUAGGGUUCAGGUAUCGCAGUCUGAAGCACUUUAACUAUGAUGUGUGUCAGAGCUGCUUCUUCUCUGGGCGCACGGCCAAGGGCCACAAGCUCAACUACCCUAUGGUGGAGUACUGCACGCCGACUACUUCAGGGGAGGACAUGCGAGACUUCACCAAGGUGCUGAAAAACAAGUUCCGCUCCAAGAAGUACUUUGCCAAGCACCCUCGACUCGGCUACCUCCCUGUCCAGACUGUUCUAGAAGGAGACAACAUGGAAACUCCCGUCACUCUCAUCAGCAUGUGUCCGGAGCAGUAUGAGCUGCCCCAGCCCUCCCAGCUCUCCCAUGAUGACACUCACUCCAGGAUAGAGCAGUACGCCUGCAGGUUGGCCCAGAUGGAACGUUCCAAUGGCUCCCUCCCUACAGAUAGCAGCUCAGCUACAGGGAGCAUGGAUGACGAGCAUGCCCUGAUCCUGCAGUACUGCCAGACCCUAGGGGGCGAGAGCUCCCCCUGCAGCCAGCCCCAGAGCCCCGCCCAGAUCCUGCAGGCCGUGGAGAGGGAGGAGCGAGGCGAGCUGGAGCGAAUCAUAGCCCGCCUGGAGGAGGAACAGAGGACCCUGCAGAGGGAGUACGAGCAGCUGAAGGAGCAGCAUGCCCAGCGGGGGCCGCCGGGGGGGGGGCCGUGGGACCCCGAGGGGCCCGAGGAGGCGGACCUCCUGGCCGAGGCCAAGCUGCUGAGGCAGCACAAGGGCCGUCUGGAGGCGCGCAUGCACAUCCUGGAGGAACACAACAAGCAGCUGGAGUCUCAGCUCCACCGGCUCAGGCAGCUGCUGCAUCAGCCUGAGUUGGAGUCCAGGGUGAACGGAGUGUCGUCCCCCAGCAUGCAGGAUCGAGGGCCUCGCCCCGAACACACAGAGGAGUUGCUGGACCCUCACAGUAGCAGCUCUGACCUAGCAGACAUCAUGGAUCAGAUCAACAACACCUUCCCUGCAUGUAGUCCCUCAAGUCUCCCUUCAAGACCACAGGUGUUGUGAGGACAUUCACUGUAGAGCAGCAUUAGGUGUGUGUAUUGGGAAAGAGAACGACAUUCCCAAAUGCAGCUUGCUCUGUCUCAACCUUCAUUGUACUCCUGGAGGACAUCGUGUUAGCCCCCCCCCCAGGGAGAAACCACACCCUAAAACCCAAAGACACAGGACCACAGGACCACAGAACUUUACUACUUAUCUCCACCACGUUGUCGUCUUGUACUAUGCAAACUGUACAUUUUAUGAAGUGUAGAUUGUUUAAAGUCGGCUAAACAUUUGUCAGUGAUUUGUAUGAAUAUGCUGAUAAUUAUGGGGUUAGGGGGCUUUCUAUAACUAAGUAUGCUUAUUUUGAGGAGGGGCGGGGGUUGGGUUUGUUUUGUGUAUUUAGUUCUACUUUCACACGGAAUUGAACUGUUACAUUUGUGUCAUUGUUCUGCUAUUCUUUGCUUUAAUCCCGCAAGUGCAGUCAUUUCCAGUAUCACGUUCAUACUGUACUGUAUCACGCUCUGAUUUUGGAAACCGGGGUCGUCAUGGAACUACUGGUAAAACCAGUAGCGUAAAUUAUCUUUUUGAAAAUAGGCUUUGUGUUUCCCUCAAAGCAACAUUAUUUACAUAUCUUUUGUUGGUUUUGUUUUGUUUUAUGCAUGCUCUUUGUCAGGUUCCCCUUUAAAACGUUGGUGUGAUUCUGUCGGUGUUGUUCAAGCCGAUUGCGACUAUGUGACGUAAAGCUAACCCCUCCUGUGCCUAUACAGUUGUCAUUCCAAGUGUGAUUCUGAUUUAGUGUCAGAUAAAUUUAUAUAGGAGAGACGAUGGAGCAAGAAAGAGAAAUUUAAGAAAUUGAACUUUAAAUUGUUCAGUCGGGUUUGAAAGAGAUCCAUACAGUAGUCAUGAAUUAGAGUAGUUUUAUAAAAAUCAGUUAAGAAAUCUGAAGAAAGCCAUGAUUGCCUUGCUACCUCAGUCUCAUAAACACCUUUAAUAUGCGUGGUCUGUAACACCUUCUGUUUAAUUGGACUGUAUUCAUUAGUAAGACAGGUCAGGCCCAUGUUCUUAGCACACCCUUCUUAUCCAUCAGACACUGCAGUAAGGAGAUACCAAGUCAAAAAGCAGACAAAAUAAACCAAUCAGUUUGUUUGUUCCUGUCCUACCAUCAGCUCUGUGGCGUCUUGACGUAGUCCCUGCUGAGUGUGCUGUUACACUGCAUCUGUGUUGGUUCCCUCACCGAGCGCCAGCCACUGGUCUCUCGCUCUCGGAGUUCUGCGUUGUGUUUCGUGCUAUGCUAUCCUGUAAAACUUGUUCGUUUUGACACUACCAUACCCUCAUCCAACUAUGUCCCUGGACUGAUGACAAUGACAAUGAUGAUGAUGAUGGUGAUGAAGAACUGUACCACUACAGUACUGUGUUGUCUCUGCUGAGGUAGGUAGUAUAGAUUUACCACACUACAUGUAAUAUGGCUAAAUAUGUUUUAUUCUGAAUAAAAAAUUUAUAACAAGA